Habropoda laboriosa is the source of this 2013-nucleotide messenger RNA. RefSeq names its product exostosin-2 (gene sotv). The annotation marks the transcript as partial. The transcript has 9 exons. Gene Ontology annotation, molecular function: glycosyltransferase activity. Lineage: Eukaryota; Metazoa; Arthropoda; Insecta; Hymenoptera; Apidae. The record is from RefSeq and is a predicted model, not a curated record. Gene Ontology annotation, cellular component: membrane.
AUGGUAUUACCAACAAGAAUGUCACAUAAAGUAAAUAGAAUCUCUUAUCACUAUCAUAAUGUUUUUGUAAUAUGUAUAUUAAUGUUUACUUUGUUCAUUAUUUUAAUUGCUGCAUACCAUAUUUUAAAAUUUGGGAGUACACAAAAACGUUCUGUAUAUAAUGCUAUUAUUCUUAAUGAUUUACAUUCAUUACCUAUACAAAUAAUAGAUGCAGAUUUUCCAAUGGCCGAUACUACAAAUGUUUCUUGUACAUACUUUAGUUGUUUUAAUGUUUAUCGUUGUGGCAGUCAAGGUAAUAAGCUUUUAGUAUAUGUUUAUCCACCAAAAAUUUAUGUAGAUUCAUUAGAAAGGCCCAUAGCAAGCCAAAUAACAAAAGAGUUUUAUCAAAUUUUAACUACUAUUAUUUCAAGUAAAUUUUAUACACCUAAUCCAUAUGAAGCAUGCAUUUUUAUUCCUUCAAUUGAUACAUUAAAUCAAAAUAGAAUAAAAUUGCAAGAAGUUUCACAAGCGUUAAAAGCAUUACCAUUCUGGAAUAAUGGAGAAAAUCAUCUUAUAUUUAACAUGAUACCUGGAACUGUGCCUGACUACAAUACUGUCAUUGAUGUACCUGUUGGAAAAGCAAUGAUUGCAGGUGCAGGAAUGUCAUCAUUAACAUAUAGAUUUGGUUUUGACAUCAGUUUACCAGUGUAUAGUCCCCUUGUAAACAGUCUUAAGUCACAUUUUAAUAAUACAAGACCAUGGUUAGUUAUUUCCUCUCAAAUGAAUAUUAAUUCUGCUUUUGAACAAGAUUUAUUAGAAGUUAAAUCUAUGUCGUCAAAGGAUAUUUUAAUAUUAGGUACAUGUCUACAUUAUACUUCUAUGAAUAGUACAAUUCGAUGUGCAGGGGAAGAUGUAUAUAAAUAUCCUAAUGUGCUUGAAACAGCAACAUUUUGUUUAGUAAUUCGAGGUGCAAGACUUGGUCAGAGUACACUUCUAGAAUGUAUGGCAGCAGGUUGUAUACCUGUAAUAAUAACUGAUUCUCUCACAAUGCCAUUUUAUGAUAUAAUUGAUUGGUCUAGGGCUGCUAUAUUUGUACGUGAAGUAAAUAUCUUAUCAGUAGUAUCAGUCUUAAAAAAAGUAUCGCAGCAACGAAUUACAGAGCUCCAAGAACAGGGUGCAUGGCUUUAUGAAAAAUAUUUUAAAUCUAUGGAAAAAAUAACAGAAACCACUUUAGAAAUACUUGCAGAUCGUGUAUUCCCACACUUAGCUAGAGAUUAUACAUUUUGGAACAUACCACCGCACAAGGAAAGUAUAGAUAAUAAUUCACAGGGUAUUACAUCUCCGCUUUUUUUACCUGUUACUGUGCCAAAAACUCGAGGAUUUACUGCAGUAAUUUUAACAUAUGAUAGAUUGGAAUUGCUGUUUCUUUUGAUUAAUAAACUUGUGAAGGUACCAAGUUUAUCUAAAGUUCUAGUUAUAUGGAACAAUCAACAUAAAGAUCCUCCACACUCAUCUAGAUGGCCAAAAUUAAACAAGCCAUUAAAAGUUAUACAAACAAAAGAAAAUAAAUUAUCAAACAGAUUUUACCCUUAUGAUGAAAUUGAAACAGAAGCAGUCCUAUCAAUAGAUGAUGAUAUUAUUAUGCUAACUGCUGAUGAAGUAGAAUUUGCUUAUGAGGUAUGGAGAGAAUUUCCAGAUCGAAUAGUUGGUUUUCCAUCUAGAAUUCACAUGUGGGACAAUGGAACAAGUUGUUGGAAAUAUGAAAGUGAAUGGACUAAUAGUAUUUCUAUGGUUUUAACUGGAGCUGCAUUUCAUCACAAAGUAAUAACGACACCAAAAAAGAAAUUUCGUUGUCCAGAAUGUACAAAUACUGAAAUGCUUUCAGCAGACUUAACGCAUAUGGUAGAACGUACACAAUGUAUAAAUAGAUUUUCUUCAAUUUAUGGCUCAAUGCCAUUACAAUCAGUUGAAUUUCGCGCAGAUCCAGUUUUAUUCAAAGAUAUAUUUCCUGAAAAACUUAAGAGAUUUAAUGAU